UAGCUGGCGCGUCGAUCUCAGACAACAAAUUAAAGCAGAAUCUGCCUACACCACUGUAAACAAAACCUUCGCUGUACACAACAAUAACAAGAAGAAGAAGAAAGGAGCUACAGCGCUGCUGCUACUCAUUAAAACCCUAAUUCCCCAAUUUCUCUUCAGAUACAACUAUUUUCUUUUUCUUCUUUCCUUUUUAAAGAAAAUGAGGGGAAGAAGUUACAGUCCAUCUCCACCACCACGUGGUUAUGGUAGAAGAGGGGGUCGUAGUCGUAGCCCUAGAGGUCGUCACGGCGGCGGCGGUCGUGGCGGCGGUAGAGAUCUUCCUACUAGCCUUUUAGUCCGUAAUCUUCGCCAUGACUGCAGGCCAGAAGACCUAAGAAGGCCUUUUGAGCAAUUUGGUGCUCUCAAGGACAUCUACUUGCCUAGGGAUUAUUAUACCGGGGAACCCCGUGGUUUUGGUUUUGUCCAAUAUGCAGAUCCUCAGGAUGCUGCGGAGGCCAAACAUCAUAUGGAUGGUAGGGUUCUUCUUGGUAGGGAGUUGACGGUUGUAUUUGCAGAGGAGAACAGGAAGAAGCCAGUUGAUAUGAGGGCAAGGGAGCGAGCAGGGAGGGGUCGGUUUCGUGAUCGAAGACGAUCCCCGCCUCGCUAUUCUCGUUCCCCACCUCCUCGUUAUGCAAGAUCCCGCAGUCAUGAUUAUGGUUCCCCUCCUCCCAAAAGACGAUAUUCAAAAUCCAUUUCACCCCAAGGGAAGAGAUACAGUCAAGAGAGGUCAUAUUCACGAUCAAGGAGCCGCAGCCGAACUCCAAAUAGAGAUCAAAGCCAAACACCAAGAAGCAGAAGCCGGACCCCUAACCGCAGCCGAAGCCCUAGAAGAAGCAGAAGCCAGAGCCCAACACGAGAUGAAUACCCGAGAGAACAUAUUGGAGAUAGGUCUCCUGGCUAGUGAGACACAGGGAAGAUAUGAAUGUAAUGCUCUGACUUGUUUUGCUAAUGUUUUGUUUGUCCAUGCAGAUGAUCUAGGUACUGUUUGUUUUAGACAUUUUUUCUUUUUGUUCUUGCAGCAAAUUUAAUGUGUGGGAAUUUUUCAACUGAUGCAUUUCUAGAUUGUAUUGAUUUGGUGGUUUAGUGAGUUCAUUACCUUAUAGUUUUAGCUACCACAGAAUUAGGUAAUAUUAUUCCCUUGGUUACUGUGGGACUUGUGUAACUUUUUUACUCUGUUUGAUUUUAUGAACAUUUCUAUCUUUGCCUGUGGAUCUUAUCCACCAUAA
Messenger RNA from Ricinus communis (castor bean), 1265 nucleotides. Its product is annotated as serine/arginine-rich SC35-like splicing factor SCL33. Lineage: Eukaryota; Viridiplantae; Streptophyta; Magnoliopsida; Malpighiales; Euphorbiaceae. Gene Ontology annotation, molecular function: RNA binding. The record is from RefSeq and is a predicted model, not a curated record. Bases 200 to 940 code for a protein of 246 amino acids. Gene Ontology annotation, cellular component: nuclear speck; cytoplasm. Gene Ontology annotation, biological process: mRNA splicing, via spliceosome. The transcript is spliced from 6 exons.